AUGAAUAAGGAAGUGUGCCAAAAAUUCGAGAAUGUAUGGGAUGAUUUCCCCGAUACAUUAAGUAAAGGAAAAUAUGAAUUUAAAGAUAAUAAUUUUUUAGAUGGUUAUUGUAAUAAUAAUAAAUGUGAAGGUGAUCUCGAUAAACUUAAUGCUGUAUUUUUUUAUUUGAUUAAUCAAUUUUUUGGGCCUUCUGGUUUGUUUAAGAAUAAUGCAAAAAAUAAUAUCAAUGUUGUUGAAUACAUUAUCAUAUGGUUAAGUCAUAUGUUAAACCUAAAGGAUAACACAGGAAACAUUCUAACAAAUUUUUAUAAAAUAUAUAUAAAAAAUCAAGAAAAGUAUAAAAAUACUAUAAAUGGUGUUGAUGGUUGUAGUAAUUAUGAUGAACUUAUAUAUAAAAAAAAUGAAUUGAUGAAAAUUACUAAUGAAAAAUUGUCUAGAUUUUAUGCCCCAUUUAAAUUAUUAUGUAACAUGUAUAAUGAAUUUAAUGAUAGUACGUCAGAUUCCACAAAAUAUUUGAAUCAUGCUAAAGAAUUUGCUAAAAAAUAUAAAGAACUUAAUGAUGAUUCUAGUAUUACUAAUGAUAGUUCCUAUAAUAAACUAUUGUGUACUUUAUCAAAUGAUUAUGAUAAUUUUAAAAAGAAAUGCAAAGACAUUUCAUCCUUUCCAGCGAUAGACAAACCAAAUAUUACUCCAAAAUGUCCUGAACAAACUCAUGUAACAGGAUCUGAACAAUUGUCUGGAGAAUUUUCUGAGGUUACAUUAUCAGAAUCAUCACUAGUAAGUAAAUUAUUUAUAGUUUUAUCGAUAUUUGGUGCAAUAGUAUUUUUUUUAGGAAUUUCUUAUAAGUAUUCGUUAUUUGGGUUUCGGAAACGAUUUAAAAAACAACAAAUAAGAGGAAAACUAAAAAAUAUAAAGAAGAAAAUGAAUCGUUAA
Molecule: messenger RNA, 933 nt
Organism: Plasmodium yoelii
Lineage: Eukaryota; Apicomplexa; Aconoidasida; Haemosporida; Plasmodiidae
Exons: 3
Coding region: 1-933 (310 amino acids)
Source: RefSeq, a predicted model, not a curated record